AUGAGCAGGAAAACACGACGUUGGAUAUUUCACAUUUUCCUCUGUUUGGGGAUUAUUUAUCUGAAAAUUGGGGGCUUCUCGUCCGUGGUGGCCCUAGGAGCGAGCAUCAUCUGUAACAAAAUCCCGGGUCUUGCUCCCCGGCAGAGGACAAUCUGUCAGAGCAGGCCCGACGCCAUCAUCGUGAUCGGAGAGGGCGCACAGAUGGGCAUCAACGAGUGCCAGUUCCAGUUCCGCCACGGCCGCUGGAACUGCUCCGCCCUUGGCGAAAGGACCGUUUUUGGAAAAGAGUUGAAAGUGGGGAGCAAAGAGGCAGCUUUUACCUACGCCAUCAUCUCGGCCGGGGUGGCCCACGCCAUCACGGCCGCCUGCACCCAGGGAACCCUGAGCGGCUGCGGGUGCGACCAGGAGAAGCAGGGCUUCUACAACAAGGAGGAGGGCUGGAAGUGGGGCGGCUGCUCGGCGGACAUGCAGUACGGCCUCAACUUCUCGAAGAUGUUCGUGGACGCGCGGGAGAUCAAGCAGAACGCCAGGACUCUCAUGAACCUCCAUAAUAACGAAGUGGGGCGCAAGAUCCUUGAAAAGAACAUGCGUUUGGAAUGCAAGUGUCACGGCGUCUCUGGUUCGUGCACAACAAAGACCUGCUGGACGACACUUCCCAAGUUCCGCCAGCUCGGCUAUAUGCUGAAGGACAAAUACUACCAAGCGGUGCAGGUGGAGCCGGUCCGGGCCAGUCGGAACAAGCGACCCACGUUCCUGAAGAUCAAAAAGCCCUAUUCGUACCGCAAACCUAUGGACACCGAUUUGGUGUACAUCGAGAAAUCGCCCAACUACUGCGAGCCGGACCCGGUGACGGGCAGCGUGGGGACUCAGGGUAGGACCUGCAACAAGACUGCUCUGCAGGCUAACAGCUGCGACCUGAUGUGCUGCGGGAGAGGCUACAACACCCACCAGUACUCGCGGGUCUGGCAGUGCAACUGCAAGUUCCUGUGGUGCUGCUACGUCAAGUGCAACACUUGCAGCGAGAGGACAGAGGUGUACACGUGUAAAUGAAUCGUUUCUACGCAGAGCAGGGGGUCUGCGAGUGUAAACGCCAGGGUCGAUACGGAUCCGUUAGGAAAAACUUUUGCACAAGGCGACGUCUUUGGGAUUUACGCACCCGGAGGCUGAUCGGAGCAAGCGCCCGGAUUUGUCGCAUGGUGGAGACCUUGGUGAUUGGUACCUAUGGAUGCUUCAAGGAUUCUAAACGUCGGAGGAAGGUUGGCAGAAUAUGUGGGAGAAUAUGUAAGCGAGGACUUCAGCUGUCUGGCUCUACAGGCAGUAUGUCAUGAAAAAAUAAAAGAGACAUUAUUUUUUAUUUUUUUUUAAGGAGGACAUUAUGAAAGCAUACAACGAUACAAUGUAUGGACAUGACGAUGAUGGUAUUUAACAUUAUAUU
Trichomycterus rosablanca is the source of this 1435-nucleotide messenger RNA. RefSeq names its product wingless-type MMTV integration site family, member 7Aa (gene wnt7aa). The record is from RefSeq and is a predicted model, not a curated record. The transcript is spliced from 4 exons. Gene Ontology annotation, molecular function: cytokine activity; frizzled binding. Lineage: Eukaryota; Metazoa; Chordata; Actinopteri; Siluriformes; Trichomycteridae. Bases 1 to 1050 code for a protein of 349 amino acids. Gene Ontology annotation, cellular component: extracellular region. Gene Ontology annotation, biological process: neuron differentiation; positive regulation of JNK cascade; cell fate commitment.